Molecule: messenger RNA, 1548 nt
Organism: Cryptococcus deneoformans JEC21
Lineage: Eukaryota; Fungi; Basidiomycota; Tremellomycetes; Tremellales; Cryptococcaceae
Product: 30s ribosomal protein s5, putative
Exons: 5
Coding region: 37-966 (309 amino acids)
Biological process (GO): translation
Cellular component (GO): ribosome
Molecular function (GO): RNA binding; structural constituent of ribosome
Source: RefSeq, a predicted model, not a curated record
UUUGGCUACAGGCUACAUCCAGCAAGUCCAAAAACAAUGGCUCCCGCCCUCGCCCGCCCCCUACGCUCCCUCAACCCAGCUGCCCGCCGUCUCGCAAGAUGUGCCUCCACGGCAGCCCCGCAAAGCUCAUCGGCACCUCCUCCCCCUUCCGAUCCCCAGUCUUCUCAACACACUCCCCUCCCCCGCCCGGCUUUCUCAGUCCCUUACACCCCUGUCCCCCGCUUAUCAGGAUUCCCUAACUCAUUUAAAUCACCGUCUCACAAGCACUAUAACUAUCCCACGCCUCUCUUUAACAGUCCACCUACCGAGAAAAUGCCAGACACCCUUGCAGAGCAGAGCCAGGCGAAGAAGGAAACGAAACUCGCAGCUGUCUCGGGGCUCUCUAGAGAAGAGCUUAGGAAUUUGUGCAGGUUCACUGUGAGGUCGACCAAAGUUCAACAUAUGACAAAGAAGGGAAAGAUGGCUUCGCAACAAGCGUAUGUUGUUGUUGGGCAUCCUGAAAAGGGUCUCGUCGGGCUUGGUCGUGGUCGAGGGCAUAAUCACGCUGCCGCUCAGGAUGAUGGAUUCCAAAAGGCUGUGCUUAACAUGGACUACGUAAAUCGAUAUGAAGAAAGAACUCUUUGGGGCGAAGGAAAGGACUUACAAGGCAAAUGGGGAGCUGCCAAGGUCCACUUGCGUGCUCGACCUCCAGGAUUUGGUCUUAUGGUCCCUCCUAUGAUCCAUCGAGUCUUCACUGCUUGCGGUAUCAAGGAUGCGAGUGCCAUGAUCGUCGGUUCCAGAAAUCGACCCGACGUGCUCAAGGCGACCAUUCAAGUCUUGCAUGGUGGUGGAAAUCCUUCUGGCUUCGGCACAGGUAUUUUUGGGAAGAAAGGACCCCGAGAAAACAAGGGUCGGGGAAUGAGGAGCAAGGACGAGAUUGAGCGCGAACGAGGAAGAUAUGGAGUGGAUGUCGGCAGGAGGAUCUAAUCAUUUGGGAUAUGGCUCUUGCCAUAGUUCAGUUCGCGCAUACUUUUGGUUUCCCAUCUGCUUAAAGGCGCGGAGGUAACGAAACUUGAUGCAUACAACAUACGGAAAAACUUUACGCAUCUCUCAAAGUCCCGCAAACGAAGAUAGUCUGCCCAAUAUAGCAAGCACAACGACCGCUACAACCCAUCGCCAACUGAAUAACCAAUUCCCUGCAGCGUGCCGUUGCACACGUUGCUCAGGUCGAGCUUGUGCAUGUGGUGUAUGUGUUGUUUGUGUAAGCUGGGCCAAAGGAACGGCAACAGGAAUGUUGGUGGGCGAGGACGAAUUGGGUGCAGCUGAGGUAUUCACUGGUUCUGAGACUUUGGACGCCUCAACGUCGCCUAUGUUAGACUUAGAUGACUAGUGGUUCUGAGAGACUUACAGAUGACGCGGCAGGUCCGCCCAUGUCAGGAAGGUCAGUCAUCUCAGGAGUGGCAUACUGCGAGGCAAUCAGUUAUCAGUAACGUACAUAGCGUAUUUGGUAAUACUGGGAGCCAUCGCUGUCAACUUACAUCAGGGAAUAUCUCCUAUCGCAAGAAUCAG